CCAUAUCGAAUGUUGUAAAUCAACAUGGCUAAUUCACUGAUGCCAAUAGUUGAUCUUUCCCCGUUCUUUCUAGGAGAUGAAGAUGGCGAGAGAAAGGCAAGAGAAGUGAUACACGAAGCAUGUAGUCGAUAUGGCUUCUUUCAAAUUGUCAAUCAUGGGGUGCCUUUGGACCUUAUGAGCCGCGCCUUAAAACUAUCAAAGUCCUUUUUUGAGUGUCCUGUUGAAGAGAAAAUGAACUGCUCUCCAUUGCCAGGGGCGCCUUUUCCUGCAGGCUAUAACAGAAAACCAAAUCCGUCUUAUGAAUUUGCAGAGUACUUGGUUAUGCUUCACCCCGGAUCCACCUUCAAUGUUUUUCCUGCCAAUCAUCCACAACUCCGAGAAGUAAUGGGAGAUUUAUUCAAUCAAUUCACAAAGAUGGGUGCAAUUUUAGAAAGCAUCCUUAGUGAAUCCUUGGGUCUGCCUCCAAGUACUCUUCAAGAAUUUAACAAUGAGAGAAAUUCUGAUGUGUUGACAGCAUUGUAUUAUUUACCAGCAACAGAGAAUGAGAAAAUGGGAAUAAGUUCACAUAGAGAUGUUGGAUGUAUAACAUUUGUGUUACAAGAUGAAGUUGGAGGGCUUGAAGUUCAAAAAGAUGGUAAAUGGAUCCCAGUAACCCCCAAUAAAGGUGCCCUUGUUGUUAACAUUGGUAUUGUUCUUCAGGUGCUGACGAAUGACAAUUACAAAAGUCCAAAUCAUAGGGUGAUGAGACCCAAUGGGAGAUCAAGAAAUUCAUUUUCAUUCUUCUAUAAUGUAUCAGGGGGGAAAUGGCUUGAACCCCUUCCCUAUUUCACUAAGCAAAUUGAUCAGAAACCAAAUUAUAAGGGUUUCAUUUACAGUGAUUAUUUGCAAAAACGCAACGAAAAUAAGCUCAAACGUGCUGCUGGACUUGAAGAAGAUCUUGGUUUAUCUCAUUUUUCACUCACUAAAUCAAUAGAGAAUCAUUAA
Molecule: messenger RNA, 984 nt
Organism: Solanum verrucosum
Lineage: Eukaryota; Viridiplantae; Streptophyta; Magnoliopsida; Solanales; Solanaceae
Product: jasmonate-induced oxygenase 1-like
Exons: 3
Coding region: 25-984 (319 amino acids)
Molecular function (GO): dioxygenase activity
Source: RefSeq, a predicted model, not a curated record